Penicillium mononematosum is the source of this 342-nucleotide messenger RNA. RefSeq lists its product as uncharacterized. NCBI's taxonomy places the organism in Eukaryota, Fungi, Ascomycota, Eurotiomycetes, Eurotiales, Aspergillaceae. The record is from RefSeq and is a predicted model, not a curated record. The transcript has 3 exons. The annotation marks the transcript as partial.
AGAAAUGUCUUCUCUCCGCUGGGCAGUUCCUACGCUGCCAGUACAAUAGACCGCGCCCCACGAUUUCAAAGCGACACAUAUGAAGUCGAACGUCUUGUCGGCGCCAAGCUUCGCGUUGAUGCCGAGACGCGUCAAACGUGGCAACCAAUCAGGGAAGAUAGGGCUGGUUGUUCAUUCUUGAAAGUCGACCACAACCUUAUCCAGAUCAGCGCUUCAUUAUUCUUCUCUUCUAUAAUCCUCUAUCAUUCGUCGAUUGCGUUCGGAUUACUACUCUUCUCCGUGCUCGUUGAGCUAGGUACCUGGUACGCUGGGCGUUGCAACUUGAUUUAUCAUCACUAUUGA